This is a messenger RNA of Ophidiomyces ophidiicola, 2910 nucleotides long. It is a transcript of the gene PDE2, whose product is annotated as 3',5'-cyclic-nucleotide phosphodiesterase. Gene Ontology annotation, biological process: signal transduction. The record is from RefSeq and is a predicted model, not a curated record. The coding region runs from base 1 to 2910 and encodes 969 amino acids. Gene Ontology annotation, molecular function: 3',5'-cyclic-nucleotide phosphodiesterase activity. NCBI's taxonomy places the organism in Eukaryota, Fungi, Ascomycota, Eurotiomycetes, Onygenales, Onygenaceae. The transcript has 4 exons.
AUGGAUCGGGAACAAUGUCGCGCCGUCUAUGUCGAUGAACGAGUUGUACACGAACGAUGGAUUGCAACAUCAGAACACGAUUCGGCCCCAUCUACUCCUUUUUCUUUGCUAGAUGACUGCCCUGAAAUCGCUAGCAAUAUAGAGCAGAUUUUAGCUAUCUGUAAACAAGUGUACCUUUGCAACUCUGGGCAAUCGUUCGCUAGCAAGCUUGCCGAGUUACACGAAGAGUCGAGUAAAACCUGUGUACCCAUUUUCGCUUUCAUUGAUAUUGCUAUCAAAGAUGAUUCGCAAUACAUACACCGGCGAUCGGUCGCCCACAACUUGUCGCCGCUUGGCAGUUCACCUUCUCCUCUAAAACGCAAUCCAACCUUUUCUACAGAAUCAGAAGAAUUAUAUGGCUUCCAUCUCCUUUCUAGAAUUUCUACCGAUGUUCAAGACCAAGAAGAACCCAAUAAUAUUGUCCUCGUAGCUAUUCUACGAUAUGUGAAAGAAAAAAAUGGUGGCUCUUCUGAGCAGGUCGCUCAGGGUGAGGGGUUGACGAAAUAUUCAAAUAACGGGCCACAGGCGACAAAUGAAGCAAAGCAAAUACGCCGCUGCCUAGAUGCUGGUGCAGUGGAUGUUCUCACUUACCCGUUUGAGAAUUCCCGGGUGAGGGCUCUUGUUUCACAGGCAUAUCGAACUCAAAAGGCUGCCCAGAAGGACAGGGCACGGUUUUUGGCCAACCGAAAAGUGCGCCGACAAUCAUGGGUGGGCUCCAAUGACCAGCAGCCUUAUGCAUAUCUUCGAGAGGCCAUGGUUUCAAAAUUGAUGAAACGAAUAUGCAAUCCUGAGGAAGCCAUCGAGGAUUUCCAGGUUGGACAACUGUCUCUGACAGAGGACCGCGAAUUACUGGUUGAAAGAGAACUUGGAAGGUGGAGUUUUGCUUCGCAUGAUUUUUCUGAUGACGAGAUGGUCCAUGCUGGGUGCGUAAUGCUCGAGCAUGCGUUGAAAAUGCCAGAUCUAGAACCAUGGAGGAUAUCAACAGAGGAAAUUCGAUCUUUCCUGUUAUCUGUUCGUGCGGCCUAUAAUUCUUUUGUUCUCUACCACAAUUUCCGGCACGCUAUCGAUGUGCUUCAAUCCCUAUUCUACUUCCUUGUUAAAAUUGGCGCCCUUCCACCGUUUCCUUUUGAGAGCAAGAGCAUAUCAACCGAGGGUGGUAUGUCUUCGCUCUUUCGACCUUUCGACGCGUUUACGUUACUCAUCACGGCUAUCGGCCAUGACGUUGGGCAUCCUGGUGUCAAUAAUGUUUUCCUUGUGAAAUUGAACGCUCCACUUGCACAGCUUUACAAUGACAAGUCCGUACUUGAAGCCUUUCAUUGCGCCGCAUACUCCCAGAUCCUUCGAAACCACUGGCCUUCCGUUUUCAAAGACGUUCGACUGCGGAAGCUAAUGAUUGAGUCGAUUCUUGCUACUGACAUGGGGAUUCAUAACGAGUUCAUGGAGUCUCUGGGACAACUACAAGAGAAGUAUCGGUCUAAUAAUCGAGCCACCUGCAAUUGGGAAUCCAAAGAAAUUGAGAGCCAUCGCUCUUUGUUAUGUGCUCUCCUGAUAAAAUGUGCCGAUAUUAGCAACGUGGCUCGCCCUUUUAACAUCGCAGAGAGGUGGACGGAUAUACUUCAGCAAGAGUUUGCCAAUCAAGGAACAAUGGAGGCAGCGAUUGGAAUGGAGACUGCAUUAUUUGGGGGGCCUCCAGAACUGGGAAACUCGAUCAAGAAGGCGAACGGCCAAAUAGGGUUUAUGACUAUAUUUGCCCUGCCACUCUUCGAUGGAAUUACUGACAUCCUUCCCGAUAUGUCAUUCGCCUCCAACGAAAUCAGGCGCAAUAAGCUAAUAUGGCAGAAGUUGAUCGACCGCCAUAAGGAGACAGUAGAUCAAAACUCAGGAACAAGACUUUCACAACUGUCACUUGAAGAUAAUACUCCCGGACGAGACAAUACGGCCGAGGAAUACAAUCCCACGUCGGUAUAUUACAAAGUUCCUGAGAAGCCACUGAAGGAAUUGGAGCCCAAUUCGACCUCUCGAAUAGGACGUUCGUCGGAUUGUGACACCAAUGACCGAGCUGUGAGCAAUGCCACUCCUCCCUCAUUAUUUAAUACGGCCAAUGAGACGCAAGAUCAUGAAAAAAUUGAUCAAAACACGUUCAAUGCACUAUCUGCAUCUGCAGUCAGCAACAGACCUCAGCGUGAUUCAGAGAGCCGUCAAUUUCACCGUCCUUUUGGCGCUAGUCCUGUGUCGUCCGUAUUCAACCAACAUAAUCGAUCCACAAAUAUCGUCCGAAAUCAAAGCAGGAGUUCCUAUACAAAUAAUACCAUUACGACCCCCGUUUCGUCUACUACACAAGCCAGCAGUUUAAUAACGGCGGAAAGCAACAGCUACGAUGAGAAAAACCUUUGUAGUCCGACCUGCGGACAGAUCCUUCAACCUGAUGCACCAAGCAGCUAUGAGUCGAGUAUUGGUGAUGGUGUUUGCGAUGACAAUAUGGGGUGCAGGCGUCCUUCGACUGCUGGCAUACCGGUUGAGUCAAGUCGUCAUUGCCGUCAAUCUGAACCUGAGAAAGAUGGCCGCCCUUCACUGGGAAGAACAGCAAGCUUUAUGUCCUCGUUUCUUGACAAGGGAUUUGGAAAUAAUCAUCAUAAUGGCUUUAUCCUAAAUCACCCCUCGGCCACCUAUGGAGGUACUCCCAACAUUCCUGACCCACGCCCACCCCUCCCAGCCCAUCAUACUGUCUCCGAUCCACAACAAACCACAGUAAAUAGCAGUGGUCCCCCGACUGGCCGAGUGUUGCCUCGUCGGCGAUCACGACUGCGACUGGCGUUUUGGAGACGGCAUAAGCAACAAACUCCUCCUCUCCCUAACGAGCAGUCUCGAUAA